AAAAACAAGAGUAAAGAGGGGAAAAGCCUGAACAGGGCGGGGCCGCUGGGGCGAGAGAUGCCGGAGCUUCCGGAAGUGGAGGCGGCGCGGCGGGCGCUGCAGGAGCACUGCGUCGGGAAACGGAUCGUGAAGUGCGCCGCCGCGGAUGACACCAAGGUCAUCGACGGCGUCGCCCCGGACCAGCUGGAGGCGUCGUUGGUUGGGAGGACCAUCACCGCCGCGCGGCGCAAGGGCAAGAACUUAUGGCUCGCGCUAGACUCCCCGCCGCAUCCCACCUUCCAGUUUGGGAUGGCUGGAGCUAUUUACAUCAAAGGUGUGGAGCUGAGCAAAUAUAAAAGGUCUGCAGUCAGCUCAACUGAGGAGUGGCCCUCGAAGUACUCCAAGCUUUUUGUUCAAAUGGAUGAUGGCUUGGAGUUUUCCUUUACUGAUAAGAGGCGUUUCGCAAAAAUACGGUUGGUUGACAAUCCAGAAGCUGUCCCUCCAAUUUCUGAGCUUGGACCUGAUGCCUUAUUUGAACCAAUGAAGCUUGAUGAUUUUGUGAAAUCAUUAGGUCGAAAGAAUGUGCCCAUAAAAUCCCUUUUACUUGAUCAGAGUUUCGUAUCAGGAAUUGGCAACUGGAUGGCUGAUGAAGUGCUUUAUCAGGCGAGGAUUCAUCCUAUGCAAACUGCAUCGAAGAUAUCAAAAGACAAGUGUGCUACACUCCAUCUGUGCAUUAAAGAGGUUAUUGAUAAGUCCUUAGAAGUUGGUGCUGAUAGCAGUCAGUUUCCUGAGAACUGGAUAUUUCAUUCCAGGGAGAAGAAACUUGGCAAAGCCUUUGUGGAUGGGAAGAAAAUUGACUUCAUUACAGUAGGUGGUAGGACUUCAGCAUAUGUGCCUGAGUUACAGAAGUUAGAUGCGGCGACAAGCAGAUCCAAGGGAAGCAUAGACAAGGAGAAUGGUGAUGAUAAAAAGUCGAGAAAAGGUGUGAAUGCUCCAAAACCAGCAAAGGGACGAGUGAAGGUAACCAAAGGCUCGUCAAACAAAGCUGGUAGUACUAGUGAUGACGGCAAUGAGGAAGAGGCAAAACCAGCAAAGCGGGGAAGGAAGCAAUCAGCAAGGGCAGCCAAUGUCUCAACUAAACAUGGUGGCAGUACUCAUGGCGAUGAAGCUACUGAUGAGGAUCAAGAGGCUGAGGAAGAUGCAAAACCAGCAAAGAGGGGAAGGAAGCAAAUAGAAAAGAGCUCGAAGGGCGGUGAUGAAGAAGCACAUGAUAAGAUGGAGGCAAAACCAGGGAAGAGGAGGGGGCAGAAGACGCAACCAACAGAGGCGAAGAGCAGCUUGCCUAACAAAUUUCAAGACGCUGGCCCGGCAAGGAGACCGCAGAGGAAAGCGCGGCAGACUUGAGCCUGCAAGGGAUUAAACAAUGUAUUUAGCAGUUAGAUUUUGAACUGACAAGCUUUAGUUAACUUGGGUGUGCGGUGCGUCAUGAUAUGGCAUCAGCUAUUACUGCUGCAGAACAUGGACGAACCGCACUUAAUCUCGGUCCUUGUGUCUGGCCAGAUGGGCAGUUUGAAACAUCUCACUGCACUUGUAUGCAAUGCUAAACAUCUCUAAGUCGCAUGACAUUGCCUUAUGCCCUCAUCA
Messenger RNA from Panicum virgatum (switchgrass), 1623 nucleotides. Its product is annotated as formamidopyrimidine-DNA glycosylase-like. The record is from RefSeq and is a predicted model, not a curated record. Gene Ontology annotation, molecular function: oxidized purine nucleobase lesion DNA N-glycosylase activity; damaged DNA binding; DNA-(apurinic or apyrimidinic site) endonuclease activity. The transcript has 10 exons. Lineage: Eukaryota; Viridiplantae; Streptophyta; Magnoliopsida; Poales; Poaceae. Gene Ontology annotation, cellular component: nucleus. Bases 58 to 1383 code for a protein of 441 amino acids. Gene Ontology annotation, biological process: base-excision repair.